This is a messenger RNA of Lecanosticta acicola, 918 nucleotides long. NCBI's taxonomy places the organism in Eukaryota, Fungi, Ascomycota, Dothideomycetes, Mycosphaerellales, Mycosphaerellaceae. The record is from the annotation of a GenBank genome assembly.
AUGGGCAGCAUCCCUCCCUUCUCCUCCUACAACCCCUACUCAUACGACCCCCACGGCCUCUACAAUCCCGCCCCGAAUGCUGGCUCCUCAGCAUCGCGAGCAUCCAGCUCUUCCCGUCCACCCCACCAGAGAAGGUUCAUUGACAGCGCCAUGGACAGCGAACCUCCUCACCUCAACUCCACUUCCUCCGCUCCUCUACCGCCGCGCUCCUUCGACGACGGCAACUUCGAUAUCCUCGAAUGGCAUCCCGCAUACCAGUCUUGCCAACGUUACUUUCUCGACCACGCGCAGUUUGAGCCCGGCACGCAAGCAUUAUGCGCCUUGAUAAACAUCCGCCUACCGUUCCAAUGGCUGAAUAGCCCUGUGAAUGGCUCUUCGCGAGACCAUUCCCAGCAGCAGCAAGGCCUAAGCUUCAACUUCAAUGCCUUCUCCCGUGCGAGUAGCAGCUACAACAGCCCCGGCCGAAACGGCAACGACCGCAAUACCACCGCAUUCGUCUCUCCACUUCCCUACAUCCGCCGCCUCAUCGUGACCGGCUUUGACAAGCCCGCCAUCCUCCACGGCUUCUUCGGCGACGAAUGGCAGAAAGGCAUCAUGCCCCACGUUGAAUGCGAAAGACGCAACUACCUCUUCGCAGCCAAACACGGCGGCUGGAGAACUUGCAAGAAGCAAUACGACGUGGGCAGCGGAGGUGGGGGAGAUGAGAGCGUACCUUUCAUGAAGCCACUGGAAGAUUCGAAGCAGGAAGAGUUGACCGCGGCAGAGAAGGCAUGGAGUCAGUGGCUUGCGAUGGAGGAUUGGAUGGUUGGGCCGAGAGCGCCAGAAGAGGAUGAUCCCGCUCCUACGGGCGGCGCAAGGACGGGACAUCGAGGUGGCGGUGCAAGUUUGAGGGAUAGUGGUAUGCCGGACGGUGUCUAG